CUCCUGGGGUGACGUCACACGAGUACAGGUGAGGAGCAACAGUCAGAAAGCUACCUGCAACUACUUAACAAUGCGGAAGUGAGUAUCUGUGAGGUGUUGUUCUGAUGUAUGGCCCAGAUGGACGACGGUCUCUCCGGAACAGUGGACACCGACAGUAGUGUGCGCCAAUGGAUAUGACUGGACUCUCUCCGCAGUAGUAACGAGUAAUCCGCCCUCAUCAUGUUCUGCAGAAAAGCCAAGGAGGACAUCGAGCUGUUUGACAGGGAUUUCCCUCAAAAAUCUCCCCUUCUGCCCGUGUUGGCCCCCCAGAAGAGCUAUGACUACGUGCUGGUGGGCCAUAAGGACGAGGAGGCAGAGGGGGACAAGGAGACCCAGAGGACCAUAAAGCAGAAGGCCUUCAUCGAGAUGCUGAGGAAGAAGAACAUCAAAGUGCUGGAAAUCCCCCAUGAUGACAAGUUGUUCUACGGCCUGCGGGCCCCCAACGAGGUGUUUGAGGACUACAAGUACCUGCUCAAGGUCUCUGACGCCUGCAACUGGAUCGAAGAACCCAAGGCGGUAGUCCCGCAGUCCACCCGGAUCCGGAUUGUUCACCACAUCCUGCAUCACACAUAUCUCGAUAAUGGAGCGGGUGGCAGGCAGACGGAGGACCUUCAUGAGCUGCUGAAGCAGCAUGUGUUUGAGACGUUCUUCUGUCUCCACGAGAAAAAGGCCCAGAAGGAACUGAGGACCAACUGGGCCCGGUGGUCCAGCCUGUUCAUCCGCCAGCCGUUCAGCGAAGUCAAGGCGUACUUCGGGGAGAAGGUGGCGCUGUACUACCUGUGGCUGGACUGGUACACCAAGCUGCUGGUCCCGGCUGCCGUGCUGGGGAUGCUGGUGUUCCUGUACGGCCUGGCCUUCUUCAACAGCAACCCGCUCAUUAAGGAGGUGUGUGAGUCUGACAUCAUUAUGUGCCCGCGCUGUGACAAGAGGUGCCCGGUUUGGAACCUGUCGGACACGUGUGCGUACGCCAAGGUCAGCCAUCUUUUUGACAAUGAGGCCACGGUGGCCUUCGCCAUGUCCAUGGCCAUAUGGGCCACCCUGUUCCUGGAGCUGUGGAAGAGGCAGCGGGCCAAACACGUGUCCAAGUGGAAGGUCUACGACUGGUGUGAGGAGGAGGAGGAGCUGAUCCUGGACAUCGUCAACGACCAGGACUGUAAACCCAAACACUUCAGGCACUCCUACCUCCGCAGCAUGCUGGUGUUGAUCCUCGUGACCCUGAUGCUGGUGGUGAUCAUCGGGAUCGCCCAUGCCAUCGUGGUCUUCCGCGUGGUGGCGGCCCCGCUGCUGUCGGAGGGCAGCUGGGAGUUCAUCCGGGACCACGCCAACACGGUGGCCGUGCUGCUGGGGGCCGUACUGCACUACCUCACCAUCCAGAUCAUGACCCGGGUCAACCGAUGGGUGGCCCUCAAGCUGUGUGACCUAGAGAAAACGCGCUCGUCUACGGCCACGGAGAGGAGCUUCACCGUGAAGAUGUUCACCUUCCAGUUCUUCACGCUGUUCUCCUCCCUGUUCUACGUGGCCUUCUUCAUGGGCAGGAUCAACGGGUACCCGGGGAGCUACGUCCGUGUGGCCGGGCGCUGGAGGCUGGAGGAGUGCCACCCCAGUGGGUGUCUGACGGACCUCUUCAUCCAGAUGGCCGUCGUCAUGGUGCUCAAGCAGACGCUCAACAACGUCUUUGAAUUCAUUGUGCCCUGGUGUAAGCAGUUCUUCCUGAGGAGGAAGGCAAAGAGGAUGGAGAGGAAGUGCGGGCACUGCUACAGGAAGACGUGUCGCGACGAGAGCGGCUGCGUGGAGCCGUGUGACGUCUGCAAGCUACGGAACUGGCUGCUCAACUACCACCUGGCCGACACAAACGCCUUCAGCCUCUUCAACGAGUUCCUGGAGAUGGUGGUCCAGUUUAGCUUCACCACCAUCUUUGUGGCGGCCUUCCCCCUCGCUCCCCUCCUCGCUCUCCUCAACAACAUCUUUGAGAUCCGUCUGGACGCCAUCAAGAUGAUCAGCCUCGAGCGCCGGCUGGUCCCCAAGAAAACCAACGACAUCGGUAUCUGGACCAACGUGCUGGAGGCCAUUGGGGUGCUGGCGGUGAUCGCCAACGGCCUGGUCAUCGGGAUCUCCUCCGACUUCAUCCCCCGCCUGCUGUACCGCUACUACUACGGGCCCUGUGCUGUCAGCGGGGUCUACACAAACUGCAUGAAGGGCUACAUCAGGAACACGCUGUCCACGGCCAACCUCAACGAGACGUUGGUCCGGAAGGACUUCAUCACCGCCCAGCUGAUGACCGACGGCCUCAACGUCACGCAGUGCAGCUAUAGGGACUACAGGCACCAUGAAGACUACACUCUGACCUCCCAGUUCUGGCUCAUACUGGCUGUGCGCUUUGCCUUCAUCAUCCUCUUCGAGCACGUGCUGGUGGUGUGUAAGUUCAUCGCUGCCUGGUUCGUACCCAACAACCCGCUGCAGGUGAAGAACCAGCGACUGUUGGACAAGCAGAAGAGGCUGAAGGAGGAGCUCCGCCAGAGGAGAAGCAGAACCACAGCAGGUGUAAAUACCCCCCGUUCACAGACGUCCUCACAGUGGGGUCCCGUUGCUGAGCCAGAGGAACUGAUUUGGUGAAGCUGGUUGUCAGGUAUUCGUUUCUUUCCGCUCCUAACCAGACGUCUUGGAUGUGGAUGUUGAUGCUCUGAGCCUGCAGCCUAGGGACCAAUUAUUUUAAAGACUUAAAGCCAAAGCUUCACGACGUCUUCACACGCUCCUCAGACUUGUCGCCUGGUGGCCAAUGAUUCACACACUCCGUCAGGCUCCAUCUACGGCCAACCUCUGAACGUGGAUCCUAACCGCUCUACCCAAUGGCACUCGGUGACGAGCUGUCUGGAAGGUAGAGCAAACGCUGUUCUGAACAUCUCUGGUUCUGUGUUGCUGGAGACCUCUGGACGGGAUCUUUAACACACUCUUCUACGGGACCAGAGAGCGACAGCAUACACAUUUAUCCCCUUGUUUAUUUUUAAAAAGUGUAAAUUAGGUGAGCCACGUUUAUCUUUACUAAGUACUGAAAUCCAAACCAAUAGACUGGGCAUUCUCUCCUCGUAUCUCUUCUGUUUUCUUACUUUCAUAGUAUUUAUACGAUGUGAACCGGCUGUGUUGUCCUUGAUGGACGGCUGUGUCUAAAUGCCAUACUGUCAGAUUUGGCAGUGUUUUUUCUCGCAGAGUGUUGAUUCGCCGAGUGUUUUUAAAAUAUGUCAUUGUUGUGUUGUACGAGAGCGAAUAUAAUUCGGACAUUUGUAGUCAUUUGAUUUCAGCGUUUUUUGUUCCGUUUGUUUUUUCUAAAGCACUGCCAGCGUUUGACAUGUUUUACUGCUCCAGUUUAGAUUAAACUCCUGCCAGCACA
Messenger RNA from Gadus morhua (Atlantic cod), 3424 nucleotides. It is a transcript of the gene ano9b, whose product is annotated as anoctamin 9b. The transcript has 25 exons. Bases 220 to 2652 code for a protein of 810 amino acids. The record is from RefSeq and is a predicted model, not a curated record. Gene Ontology annotation, cellular component: plasma membrane. Lineage: Eukaryota; Metazoa; Chordata; Actinopteri; Gadiformes; Gadidae. Gene Ontology annotation, biological process: chloride transmembrane transport. Gene Ontology annotation, molecular function: protein dimerization activity; chloride channel activity.